AUGCAGUCGUUCAUACUGUCGACGCUGCUUGCGCUUCACUCGCUGACAGCAUCAGCUGCGCCUCACGGAUGCCCUACCGAGAAGCCUCCGGUUUGCAUCAUUGGUGCAGGUCCGGCCGGCUUGUCGGCAGCAGGCAGGCUCGAAGACAAGGACAUCAAAGCCGUCAUCUUCGACGAGCAAGCAGAGGUUGGCGGCAAAUGUCAGGCAUGGUACGACAACGAAGGCAUCUUCCACCCGCUUGGCGCAGCCUUCUUCUCCAACGAAAGCUACCCUGAAACGCUGAAGUUUCUCAAUGAGACCAAUGUCACGAGCGAGCCGUUUUUUCUCUCUGGCGCGCGCGAGUCAUAUCGCUACGACUAUGUUUCUGGCGCAAUUGACAUUACUCCGCCCACGCCUCUUACAUUUGCGUCAGCUCUUCGGUCAGAAAUUCCGCGAUACACCACUCUGUGGAAUGAGCGAUUUGCCCCAAUCAGUGCGGUCAACUACAAGCUUGGCGUACCUGACGAGUUCACCGUAUCCGGUACACAAUGGUUCCGCCAAAACAACUUCACCGCCCUUCCUAUAGUUCUUGUGAACCCUGUCGCGCUUUACGGAUACGGCGAUAUCAACAUCGUUCCAGCGCUUUACAUUCUCCAGUACUUCACCCCGGACAUUCUUACCGCCUUUAUCGGAGCCCAUGAGGUCUACUACAUGGACUUCCACAAAAUGUUCGUGGAAUGGACGAAGAGCCAGCUCUGCAAGACAGAAAUACACUCAUCCGCGCAAGUCUACGGCGUGGACCGUUCUGGGAAGAACGCCAUUGUGAAAUACACCAAGCCUGGUAACAAAACCUGCGAGCAAUCGUGCUCGUCUGUCAUCUUCGCAUUCCCACCGAACAUCGAUAACCUGAAGCGAGCUGGCGUCGACCUCGAUGAGUUGGAACACGACCUCUUUUCGUACGUCACCACGCACCAGUAUUCCUCGGCAGCAGUUGAGUUCGAUCUUCCUUUUGGAGUGUCUUAUAUUGCCAAUUCCACGUCUCGGACCGUACCGCCACCCAACGAUGGCCAGGCCAUGGCGGUGCUCCGUCUCGACGAGCGGUCCAACAUCUCGGUAGCCUGGUCCUGGGGUCCCUACGAGUACCAGUCCGAGGAAGACGCACGCCGCAUACUCAUCGAGAGCAUGUCCAAGAUCAACAAAGAUCCUCGCAAUGCCACGGAGUCACCCGAACCCGUGACUAAUGAGGAUGUGAAAGCGUUCAUGAAGUGGGAUUACAUGCCGCACUUCGACAGCCAACCGCUGCGCGAAGGCGCUUAUAACAUCCUGAACAUCCUUCAAGGCAACAAGAACAGCUAUUGGGCCAGUGGACUCAGCGGCAUGGAGAUUGUCGAGUGGGCCAUUCGCGGAGGACAGGAUGUCGUCGACUGCUACUUCUAAACGAGUGCCACUCGCACGACAAUCGUGUCUCGAUCUCCGCACGAUCUCACGAAUACACGUUUACGAAUUAAUUACCAGAGGACAGCUGACGGCCUCAAAAGUCAUGAGUAUGAAAAAUGGGGUGGAAGUAAUAUUUCGGUUCUGCGAUCUUUCUUUGAUAUCCUUCUCAGCGAUGAUACCUCUACCCUUCACUGGGCGUCAUGAUCACCACGAUUACAAACGAUUACGGUCAUGCUUAUGACAUUACUUAGACUUAAUGACCAAAUCUGUAUAGUUACGAAAGAAC
Dothidotthia symphoricarpi CBS 119687 is the source of this 1702-nucleotide messenger RNA. RefSeq names its product FAD/NAD(P)-binding domain-containing protein. Bases 1 to 1416 code for a protein of 471 amino acids. The record is from RefSeq and is a predicted model, not a curated record. Gene Ontology annotation, molecular function: oxidoreductase activity. The transcript is spliced from 4 exons. NCBI's taxonomy places the organism in Eukaryota, Fungi, Ascomycota, Dothideomycetes, Pleosporales, Dothidotthiaceae.